Molecule: messenger RNA, 4087 nt
Organism: Drosophila serrata
Lineage: Eukaryota; Metazoa; Arthropoda; Insecta; Diptera; Drosophilidae
Gene: CHES-1-like
Product: Checkpoint suppressor 1-like
Biological process (GO): regulation of DNA-templated transcription
Cellular component (GO): nucleus
Molecular function (GO): DNA-binding transcription factor activity; cis-regulatory region sequence-specific DNA binding
Source: RefSeq, a predicted model, not a curated record
UCACCGAAAAAAGCUACGCAAAAACAACGUGCAUGUCCACAGAUAAUCCCACACAGUUGCUUACCACCCGCGAUUUAAGUCAGCUGCGUGGCCAUUUGCAAUCGGGACCAUCGGCAGUGGCAUCCACGGCAGUCACGGCAUCUGGAACGGCGGCUGUUGUGGCAGCAGCGGCUGCAGCAGCGGCGGCAGCAGCAGCAGCGGUCUCUUCAGUGGCCAAUGCCCCACAUGGAUAUCUUCGCAACAUUGCGCCACUCGCCACCAUUAGCUGCGGUAGCAGCACCACCACCAGCAGCACCAUCAACACAACCAGCACAGUAGCAGGAGCAGCAGCAGGAGGAUCAGGAGGAGCAGGAGGAGGACUAGUACCCACAAGCAAUAGCAACAUGCCGGCCAGUGCCUCCAAAUAUGUAUUUCUGCAGCACAAUCACAAUGGUGGAUUCACGGCCUACGAUGGCUCCACAACGGCAGUCACAACGGCGGCUGCAUCCGUGUCAUCCUCCGGCAGUGGCAGCCACUCAACGAGCGGUGGUGGUGGUGGCAACAUAGUGCUCCUUGCCGCCGAGCCCCUGGAAAUGGGUUCAGCCGAUGCCCUGGCAGCAGCAGCAGCAGCCGCUGGUGUCCGCACCACCGAUGGAGAUGAUGGAGAGCUGCGUUCCCUGUCCUGGCUAAACGAUAGCAAUCUGAUUAAGGGCAUUGUCACAACCAGUGGUGCAGCUGCAGUUGCAACGGGAACGCAAGUGAAACGUGCAAUGGCCAUUAAAGCGGCGGCGGCGGCGGGAGGAGGAGCUGGAUCCGGAUCCGGAUCCGGAGCAGGAACAGGAGCUUCAGUCAAUGGCAAUAUGUGCCUAGUGAGCGAUAUAAUCGAAGAGGUACCUAGUAGCCACAACGAGACCAGUGGUGUCGAUCCGGAUGCUUCGCUAUAUAGCACCACAACGGUGCACAAGGGUCCCAGUGGCACCACCACCGUGGUGGAGUACAAAGCCAGCAAGGCUGGCCAACAGCAGGCAUAUUUGCCAACGCCCACACGUGCCACCACGCUUGGCUAUAUGCCCGUGGUGGUGACAACCCAGCCACAGCAACAACCAGCGGUUAGCCAAGCCAUACUCUCGCCCAUGAAGCAGUCCCAGACGCAGCCUCAGUCGCAGAUCUAUGUGACCAGCAGCAAUGGAGGCGCAACGGCAACGGCAACGGGAAAUGGCAUCUACAAGGGGGCAACACUAUGCUCACCCACAACCAGCAACAAUAGCAGCAGCAGUAGCAGCAACACCACCACCACCUCCCAUCACCCGCACAAAAAGUAUCUGCGCGAGAAAAUGCACGUCCAGAUGGAUCAUAGCAGUCAUGUGGCCUCCACCGUGACGGUUGUUAGUUCUCCCGCCUCCUCCAACAAUUCCUCGAUCAGUUCUAGUUCCAUAUCGGGCGGCGGCGGUUCAGGAUCCUCGACAGCGGCGGUCAGGGGCAAUAGUCCAGUGGCCAAGGCCAGCAGUAGCAGUAGUAGCUUUAGCAGCACAGUUUACGAGGCUGUUAAUUAUGCUAAUGCCAUCACCAGCAGUUCGAGCCAUAAUCAGGAGCCAACACCGCCGACGACCGUUGUGACCACCACCACGCUGAUCAGUGCAGGAUCUCUGGCGCCGGGUUAUAGCUUUGUGAGCACCACACCUCAUGUCAUAUCAACACCCGGCCAUGUGAACUCACCGGAGACACCGCCAUCUGCUGCUGCUGCUCUCCUGCCUGGAACCUACUACAGCAGCAGCAGUGGAGGAGCAGGAAAUCUUCAGCCGCGCAGCCUGCAUUUGGCCAACUCACCACCGCCGCCCACGAGUCAUGCGAAUGGAUCACAUGGUGGCGGAGGAGGUGUAGGAGGAUCUACGGCUGGAGCAGGAGGAACUGGUGUCAACCUGCGCAGCCCCAAUAGCUAUACCAGCUACGACAAUGAGGAUUCAUUGAAGGAUUUCGAUCUGGUGGUGCACACAAGCACGCCCCAAUAUACCGUCUCCAAAGGUGGCUACAGCAGUGUGAAUAAUGGAGCUGGUGGUGGUGGUGCUGGAGGAGCGACCACGCCACAAAAGCAAAAGCAUCCCAAUAACGUGCCAUAUGAUCCGUUAGUGCAUACCAACAAUAAGCCGCCAUAUAGCUUUAGUUCCCUGAUCUUCAUGGCCAUUGAGAGCUCCAAUGAGAAGGCUCUGCCCGUUAAGGAGAUCUACGCUUGGAUUGUUCAACACUUUCCGUACUUUAAGACAGCACCCACCGGCUGGAAGAACAGUGUUCGCCACAAUUUAUCGCUAAACAAGAGCUUCGUGAAGGUGGAGAAGGCACCGAAUAUGGGCAAGGGUUCGCUGUGGCGCGUUGAGCCGCAGCAGCGCCAGAAUCUCAUCCAGGCGCUUAACCGAUCCCCCUUCUUUCCCAAUUCGGCGGUGGACAAGAUUAGUCCCUCGCUAAAGAGUCCUAAAGAAUCGAUUUACGAUAGUCUAGACGGGAGUGUAUCCUCGGGAUUGCCAGCUGCAGGAGGACCAGGAGCUGCAGCUGGACCUGGAGCAGGAGCAGCGGCAGUGCCAGCUGCUGUGUCGCUAACAACGCCCUCGAAAAGCAAUGGCCUGGCCCUGGCCAAUGGGGCUAGUCCGGUGACAACGAAUGCGGCAAGGCCGCACAGUCCCGGCGGAGGCGGAGCUGGGAGUGGCAGUCAUGCUCGUUUCGAUCCCAAGCUUUUCCCCAAUCUCUCCAAUCUUUUUGGCAAUAUCCGGGAGGAUUUAACCGGACAGCCGCAGUCCCUACGCGAGGAUGACCUAUCGGAUGAUUAUCACAACAAUAAUAACAACACCAAUAACAAUAAUAAUAUCAACAACAACAACAGCAAGUACAACUAUGUGGGACUGAAUGCAGGCAGUGGCACAGCCGGAACGGGAGCUCCUGCUCUCAAUGGCGGUGGAGGAGGAUCUGCUCCCACGCCCUCGGAUGGCAUCAAUUUUGAGCAAAUGGCACGAGACUGUGGAGCUGAUAGCAUGGAUGAUGUGCAUGCUGCGGCAGCGUUGCUCUGCCUCAAGCACGAACCAAAGGCCUUUAGCAGCGAUUCCUUUCAAAAUGGAAGCGGCGCCCCGGUAAUCACAAGUUCCCCUAGCGAGGAUCACACCUACUCGGCGGGUGGCAAUAGCAAUGCCGACAGUGGCUCUUCCACGCCGGUGACCAAUGGCAAUGGGCUAUCGACCAGCAGUGUGGUUGCCCAGGCGGCUGGAUCCGAUAGCAACUGUGCCAGCUCGGAUGCGGCCUACGAUAGCAGUGAGGAGAAUCACAACAUCACGCCCGAGGAACUGGAUCAGCAGCGACAUCGCGAUGGCGUGGAUGCCUUGCUGUCCCUAUCGCGAUCCUCAAAUGUGGAUUAUGGUUCACAUUAUCAUAGCAAUGGCAGCAGUGGCAGCAGUCAGGGAUCUCCGCGCAAGCGACCCGCCAGCCAGAGUUUGGAGGAGGAGCAACAGCAGCAGCAGCAGCAGCAUCAUCGGGAGCAGCAGCAACAUCACCAGCAACACCAGCAGCAGCAGCAUCAGCAGCAACAGCAGUUUGGCAGUCUUCAAGCAAUCUACACAAAUGGCAGUGGCAGCAAAAUGGCUCUGCUUAGCAGUGCGGCUGCCAAUGUGGCAUUGGCACAACAACAGCAACAGCAGCAACACCAGCAGCAACAGCAACAUCAGCAGCAGCAACAGCAACACCAACAGCAGCAACUCCACCCAGAAUUGUAUAGCUAUCCCGCUGGCAUGUAUUUGGGUAACCUCAAUCACUGUCUGCCCGCUGGAGGAGGUGCCACUGUGGGUGGCAACAGUAAUACCAAUAAUAGCAACAACGCUGGGAUGCUGCCGCAACAUCUGAGUGCUGCCAUGGCUGUGGCAGCAGCAGCAGCAGCAGCGGCGGCCAGCAAAAACAAGGUGAAGCCUCUGCGAGGGCUGCGCACCAAAAUUAAGCGAAAGUCCGCCUGGAUGCGGUGAAUAUGGCGACAACAGGUGCGAGGUAGCAGCAGGUGGACUUGAUGCUAAAGCGAGAAUCGUUCAAAUCACAGAGCAUUUAGACUACAAAUUAUAACAAUUAUAUAUAUAUAUAU